GAGUAAUGCAAGAAAAUCAAGGAAAUUAUGGCUUUAAAUUUAUGAUUCUCCACUGGCACUUUCUGUUUUGGUAAAGAUCCAAUUUAUCCAGGUUUUCUCUGCUAUAAAACUCUCCAAAAGUUUACUUUUGGAGUAACACACGUUUGCUGUCUUUUGCUAGGUCUUUUAACAAUGGUGGACCUGAAGUCCUUCAACACGGGCUUAAAUUCCAACUCUCUGCCUAACUCAGCCCAACUCUGUCCUAACCAGCAGGACAAAAUGACUCCAAGUAUAAGUCUUUUUUUGAGUAGUGUAUGGGAGAUGUCCAUAAAACCUACCCCAAAAUUCUUUUUGAAGAGGAAUUUAUCAGAUGUGGUAUAAGAACUGAGAAGACAGUGGUUUGAAACCAGGUGAAAUGGUUUUGACCCUGAGUCUUAGAUCUGGGACAGAAACAAAACCCUUGAACUAAAUUAAGAACCCCAAACAACAGUUAAGGAAUUGAGGAAAUCUAUGUCCUGCAUUUGAAAGGGACAGUCUGAGCUGCUCAGCUGACCAAUAAUGAGCCAUGCACAUGAGAGCUGACUCAACUUACGCCUAUGUCCCCCUGUGAGGAGGAAUACCUAAACAUCCACUGGCACUCCUGCAGCAGAGAUGUGGCUUGACAACUGUUCUUGUAUAAGAGACCUAGAUAUUAAUUUGAUGACAAGAUAUACCAGAGGUGACAGGGUGCAAUGUAGCUAUCCAAAAGGUUCACAAAAUCUAGUCAGAGGCUGGUGAACAUCAUGGCUUUGCCAGGUCAGGGCCCUUUCAAGUCCUGAGAGGCCGAAGAAUUCCUGAAGAAAUCCCCAGAGCAGUCAGCAUUCUGCUGCUCCAUAAGAGUCCAUCAAGGUAACCCAAUCCUGACCUGCAUCCUUGCUCCUUUUGCUUCAUUUAGCCACGCACUCAGUUUUCCUUGAUGAUCCAGAUAUAUCCCCUCGAUGCCUCACCUUUGUUGUUUUGGAAUCCUUCUCCCUUUCCACCUUCUGCCUUUAAACAGUUCCCAAGAGUAUCUGUAACUUGGGAAAUCCCAUGCAGUUCCUCCAUUGCCCUCCCCCACUGCACCAUCCUAUAGCCUCUACUCCCAGGAGCAUCUGGUCUACUAUUCCUAAUCCCGAGGAGAGAGGGUAGGAUGUUCCCAUCAAGUGAAGGUCUAACUUUGCCAGAUCCUCCUGUCCUUUCUCAGAUCCCUCCCUCCCCCCAGUUGCCAGCACCCUGAGAUCACGGAACCCCAGCUGUAGAGGAGAUCUCAAGAGAUCAUCUAGCCCACCCCCUUCCUUUUAGAGACAGAAGUGAUGCCCAGAGAAGGGAAGGGAUCAGCGCAAAGUCAGGAAGGAGGGACGAUAUGAAUCCAUGGCUCCUGAUUCUACAGUCAGUGCUCUUCCCAAACCCUGCUGGCUCCUUCCUUUCAUCAUUCAUUAUUGACUCAGAUUCCCUCAAAAGGCAGAAAGUUUGUCCCUUCCCACAGUCCCCUUUGUAGAAGGCAGCAAGGUUUCCUAGAACUUGGAUUGGGAGUCCUUGGACUUGGGCUGAAAUCCCAACUCUCUGCCGAGAGAGAAGGGAGAAAAAAGGACGGGGUGGGGGAGAAGGGAGUAGUGGUGGUUCAUCCUUUGUUACUGGAAAUAUAUGAGAGCAGGUGAAGAGGAAAGGUAACAGGGGGAAAGGGAGAGAGGAAAAGGAGUAGGAGUGGGGGAGGAGUGGGGCAAAGGACAGUGGGGGAAAAACUGAAUUCUUCAAAAGAGCCGGGAGCAGAGGUGGAGGCCGGAGCUUUCCAGGACUUGCCAGUGGCGGUACUUGUGUGGGAGCGCCCUACUCCGCCCCCAAAGUUGUCUUGGGAGCAACAACUCUGGCAGGAUCAGUCUCGCCCUCCCAGAACCGUCUCCCUCCCUGCACCUCUCUGCAGGUGGAAGCAGCCCCUGCAUACAAGGCCGCGGGGCCUGAGCGGACAGCUCCGGCAAUCUCAAAGGCCUUCGGCAGGGCUGAGGAUCCUGCAGCAGCUGCCUCCCGGGCCCGCACUCUGGAGGCUUCCGGCCGGGAGCUGUCCCUGCUGACGUGGGCCAGGGCCGCGCCGUGCAAGGAGCCAAGCCCCGGGCUGCAGCAUGGGCGCGCUCAGCCUCCCCGGGAUCUCUGCCGUCGUCCUCUCGGUCUUCGGCUUGGUCUUCAUCUGCAGCGGCCUGGUCGUCAACUGCCUCCAGCUGGCCUCCCUCGUUUUCUGGCCUCUCAGUAGGAAGUUCUACCGCAAGGUCAACAGUCUCCUCGGCUACUCCCUCCAUUGCCAUCUAGUCACGCUGCUGGCGUGGUGGUCGGGCUCCGAAUGCACCUUAUUCACGAAGCGGGAUUCACUGGGCAAGAUAGGGAAGGAGACCGCCAUCGUCAUCUUUAAUCACACCUUCGAGAUCGACCUUUUCUGUCUCUGGAUCUUAUAUGAUCGCUAUGGGAUCCUGGGGACUUUCAAGGUAAUGGCCAAAAAAGAGCUCCUCUGGGUGCCUGUGAUUGGCUGGACCACGUACUUUAUGGAAAGCGUGUUCUGCGAGAGGAAAUGGGAGCAGGACCAGGUGGGACUCGUUAAAAGCCUGAGCCGUUUGGCCGACUUCCCGGAGCCCUUUGGCUUUGCGGUGUUCUGCGAAGGGACUCGCUUCACGCAGGAAAAGCAUCGCGUCAGUAUGGAGGUGGCCCGAGCCAAGGGGCUGCCCCGGCUCAAGUACCACCUGCUGCCCAGGACCAAGGGCUUUGCCGUCGCCGUCCGCUGCCUGCGCGGGCGAGCUUCCGCGGUCUAUGACGUCACGCUCAAUUUCCGAGGCCGUCGCUACCCAACUUUGCUGGGGCUUAUUAGAAGGGAGAAGUACGAAGCGGACAUGUGCUUUAGGAGAAUUCCUUUGGAGGAGAUCCCGCUGGAGGAGCAGGAAAUCGCCCCGUGGCUCCAUCGGCUGUACCAGGAGAAGGAUGCUCUGCAGGAAUUCUACAACCAGAGGGGGACGUUUCCAGGGGAUCAGGUUAAGCUCGGCAGAAGACCGUGGGCUCCCUUGCAUUUCUCCUUGUGGGCAGUUGUCAUCCUAUUUUCUCUCUUCAAGUUGGCAGUUGGCAUUUUUCUAAGUGGAUCCCCCCUGCUGAUUCUAAUCUUUUGUGGAUUCAUUGGUGGAAGUUUUUGGGGCGUUCACAGACUGGUAGGAGUUUCUAAAAUAGAAAAUGCUUCUGCUUAUGGAAACCAAGAAUUCCAGAAAAGGGAAUAAUUGUUGCAGAUAGAAAAAGGUCCCACCUAUGGAAACCAAGAAUUCCAGAAAAGGGAUUAAUUGUUGCAGAUAAAAAAAGGUCCCACCUAUGGAAACCAAGAAUUCCAGAAAAGGGAUUAAUUGUUGCAGAUAGAAAAAGGUCCCACCUAUGGAAACCAAGAAUUCCAGAAAAGGGAUUAAUUGUUGCAGAUAAAAAAAGGUCCCACCUAUGGAAACCAAGAAUUCCAGAAAAGGGAUUAAUUGUUGCAGAUAGAAAAAGGUCCCACCUAUGGAAACCAAGAAUUCCAGAAAAAGCAAUGAUUAGUUGCUGCAGAUUGAACACAUGUAACCAGGUGAGAGUAUCACAUUCAUUUCAUAGAUUUAGAACUGGAAGGGACCCCAGAAGAAAUAUGCUCCAACUCCUCCCCUCACAUUUUCCAGAUGGGAAGUUGAGCCCCAGAAAAGAAAAGUUACUUGCUCAAAGGGACAUGAACAAGUAUUAGAAGUGGAAUUUACUUUUGUCCCUAAUGCUCAGAGUUUUGGUUUUUUGUUUGUUUGUUUUGUUUUGUUUUUGUUUUUUGCUAAAACAAUUGGGAUUAAGUGAGUUGCCCAGGAGUCACACAGCUAGGAAGUAUUAAGUGUCUGAGACCAGCUUUGAACUCAGGUCGUCCUGACUACAGGGCUGGUGCUCUAUCCACCGCGCCACCUAGCUGUCCCUGAUGCUCACUUUUUAAGGAAAUUAAUGUGAUACUCUCCCCUGAGGGAGUUAUUCGGUCAUUAAGACUGGCAAGUUUUCUUGUCCUAGAGUCCCCCUUAUUGACAUUACACCUGCAAAAAGAAACAAAACCGAGGUCUAUAAACACCACUUGUAGAUCUGACCAAGGCCUUUGAUACUGUCAGUUGUGAGGGUUUAUGGAAAAAAUAUUGCAGAUAAAUUCCAUAGGAAAAGCUUUAGGAUUAAGGAGGAUUAUGAAAGUCUUUUUUUUUUUUCUAGAAGCUUAGAUCUUUUUCUGGGACUUUAAGGAAGCCAGAAAAUUCUAGCCCAGGGGGACAACCAGUGAAAAUACCCAAAGUCCCCAGGGAAGAACCUGUUCAAGGAGGUCAGUGCCUAUAGUUUGAAGAGCAGUGUGAUGUGUCACAAGUGAGUGUGUCAAGGUGUAAGAAGACUAGGAGGGGACUAGAUUUUUGUUUGACUUUGAACAUCGGAGAAUUUAGAAUUGUAUAUUUGAUCCUGGAGAUGAUAGGGAUUCAAUGAAGUUUUUCUGACUAUGCUUAUCCUCAACUAAGGUAUUUGUAGGUACCAUGUAAGGUAAAUAGAACAGGUUUUAUCCUGGAGGCUACUCCAAAAAAUAUUAAUCUCAUUUUCUUUAUUAUAUACCAAUAGUGAGGUUGAUGCGGUAAAGAUUCCUUUCUAGAUUCCCCCCUUCUCCUAGUUAAUAAUGUAAAUUGCCCUUUAACUCACAAAUCCUGGUCCCUUUGAAUUCCAAUAGAAGAUCUGACCUGUUCCCAGCCCCACCCGGAUAUGAGCCAACUUUGGGGCUACACCCGAAAGCCCCUUGAGCUAAGUCUCCUAUUAUAAAAAGGCCACGCUGGGAACCCCUCUUUGCAGAGAUUCCAAACAUGGCUACCAUGUGAGAAUCCUCUGUCCACUGGACACUCUGAACAGUGCCCUCCUUAUUUCUACCUUCGCCUAUACUUUAACUUUGCUUAUCUAAUAAUAAACUUCUUUUAUCAA
Antechinus flavipes (yellow-footed antechinus) is the source of this 4959-nucleotide messenger RNA. RefSeq names its product 1-acyl-sn-glycerol-3-phosphate acyltransferase gamma-like. Bases 2115 to 3245 code for a protein of 376 amino acids. Gene Ontology annotation, molecular function: 1-acylglycerol-3-phosphate O-acyltransferase activity. Gene Ontology annotation, cellular component: endomembrane system; endoplasmic reticulum. The record is from RefSeq and is a predicted model, not a curated record. Lineage: Eukaryota; Metazoa; Chordata; Mammalia; Dasyuromorphia; Dasyuridae. The transcript has a single exon.